This is a messenger RNA of Uranotaenia lowii, 5640 nucleotides long. RefSeq names its product adenylyl cyclase 78C-like. The record is from RefSeq and is a predicted model, not a curated record. The transcript is spliced from 11 exons. Bases 73 to 4635 code for a protein of 1520 amino acids. Gene Ontology annotation, biological process: adenylate cyclase-activating G protein-coupled receptor signaling pathway; intracellular signal transduction; cAMP biosynthetic process. NCBI's taxonomy places the organism in Eukaryota, Metazoa, Arthropoda, Insecta, Diptera, Culicidae. Gene Ontology annotation, molecular function: adenylate cyclase activity. Gene Ontology annotation, cellular component: plasma membrane.
ACUGAUUACUUAAAUUUUGGGCCAGCAUUUUUGGAUUCACCCACACUAGACUAGCUUGAAACCAACCGGACGAUGGAGCUUUUGGUAUCUCCUAAAUCAAGUCUUCCGGCAGCGGAAGAGCUGGACUCCCGGAGGAGGGAUAGUGGCAGUUCGGGAAUUGUUAAUCCGGUGGCCGGAUUUGAGCUGGAUCUGGACUCUAGUAGUGUGAUCAGCGAUAUCACCAAAAUGCCACGCGUUCCAGGUGAUGGGGCUCAGGCCGAUGAGGAUGUGGAUAGUGCCCAUCAUCAUGUUGUUUGCUCAAGGUUGGAGGUCGUCCAAACGUGUGACAGGUUAGCUGGGAAUGGGCCUGGAUUGGCCACCGUUGAACCGAAGGAAACGAGCAAGUUGGACCAUCAGGUGCUGUUACAGAAAAGCAACGGAGAUUUGCGACCGUGCAAUAGUUUGAUGGUGUGUCAAGACAACAAGCAACGUCCCAAUGGCGUAACGACACCCGUGUUAACGAUGGAGGAUGCCAACGGAAAGUGCAUUGGCAGCAUUUCAUCACCGCCACCUGGUGGAGGAGGAGGAGGAGAAAACGAGUCUAAUGGAGGUGGGCCAGACGCUUCAGAAACCGAUCGAGGUGGGGCUGACGACGGGAACCAGAAUAAUAACAACAACAACAACGGCAACCUGCCACCGCACUGUAGCAGCACCUAUUCGGCCUUCAAGCGGGGCAAUGUCAUCAAGGGCAUCCUGUGUCCGUCGAUGACCAACUCCUUCCGGGCCCCGUCCCUGGAACGAUCCUAUCUGACCUAUUCCCACCGGCAGCGCCAGAAAUCGCUCAUCCUGGUCAACGUGGUCGACUUGGUGCUCAAAAUUGUCCUAGCCUCGGUUUGGAUCGGUUUCAAUCAUCCUACGACUAUCCAAGCACACGAAAUCACCUGGUCCGUGUGCUGUGUGAUAUCGAACUUCCUGAUCUGUGUGCUGGGAAGCUGGCGACUGUUCGCCAACAAUUAUCUCCAUUGGGCUGCCGUCUGCACUUGGUUGCUGCUCAAUCUUCAAGGUUUCGUCGGCGAAGGCUUAGGCUUUGCCGAACGGGAGUACCUGAUCUGGUACGUGCUGUUCAUCAUCUUUGUUCCGUAUGCGAUGCUUCCACUUCCGCUCAAGUGGUGCAUGAUUGCCGGAUCGGUUUCAGCCGUGUGUCACCUGAUCGUGACCACCAUCAACAAGUUCCUGCAUGAAACGGACACAACCUGCAUCAUCCGGCAGAUGAUUGCCAACUCGUUGCUGUAUCUGGCCAUUAAUUUUGCCGGAAUGUACACCAAAUAUCUAACGGAUCGGGGCCAACGGUUGGCGUUCAUCGAAACCCACAAGGCCAUGGAGCACAAACGGGAAUCAGAAAAGGAAUAUCAAAGGACUCAACGUUUGCUGGAUUCAAUCCUUCCGAUGUUCGUGAACAACGACAUUCGCAAGGAGAUGUACAAAUCGCCGGAACAGCAGGCUGCGCAGGUCGACACCCAGUUCAAGAAGCUUUAUAUCUAUCACAUGGAGAACGUUAGCAUCCUGUUUGCUGAUAUCAAGGGGUUUACGGAGCUAGCCAGCAAAACUUCGGCACAACAGUUGGUUAAGAUUCUGAACGAUUUAUUUGCGCGGUUUGACAAGAUUGCAGAGGACAAUCACUGUUUGCGGAUCAAGUUGUUGGGGGAUUGCUAUUAUUGCGUGUCGAUGUUCGAUAGCCAGAGCUGGAAGAGUAGACCGGAUCAUGCGGUUUGCAGUGUGGAGACAGGGCUGCACAUGAUCAAGGCGAUCAAAGACGUUAGAAUGCAGACGAAUGUGGCGGAUUUGGAUAUGCGGAUAGGAAUUCACAGCGGUUCGGUGAUGUGUGGUGUAUUGGGAGAGAAGAAGUGGCACUUUGACGUGUGGUCAAACGACGUAAUCAUAGCCAAUCACAUGGAAUCGGGAGGGGUUCCUGGAAGGGUUCAUAUAUCAGAGGCGACUCUGAACUGUUUGAACGAUACGUACGAGGUGGAACCGGGUAAUGGAGCAGCUCGCGAUAGUCAUCUGAAGAUGUCCAACAUAAAAACAUAUCUUAUCAAACGCACCGAGCCACUACGUCCACGGAAGAGACUGAUGAACCGGAUGAGCACGAUGCAGUUCGAGAAAGAGGCAAUGAACAAAAUCAUGGAUCUGAAGAUGCGGAAAGAUUCGAAGACGCCCAGCGUAGCUUCCAGUGGAAUGAACAAUAACCAUAUCACCAAGCGAAGUUCGAAGUCGACGAUUCACGAGGAUGAAACGACAACCGAUUGGACACCGGAGAUACCGUUUAGAAACUUGAACCAAGCGGUUGGAGACAAUGCUGCGGAUAAUUCAAGAGACAAACAGUGCUACGAUCUGGAGGACAAUGUGCCAUCAUCCGAGGAGGUUGACGAGAUAAUCGACCAGAAUAUACAGAUCAAUUCAAACAAGCAGAUGCGAAUGGAGUAUUUGUACACCUGGACGUUGAAGUUCAAAGAUACUACGCAAGAAGGUUCGUUUUGUCAACUUCGUGAGGAUAUGUUUCGAUCCAAUAUGCUAUGCGUCUACGUGGUUUGGGUUUUUAUUGUACUGUGCCAAGCUGUGAUUAUUCCGAAAUGUACGAUCCUUAUUGUAUCGUUAUCGAUUACUACUUUUAUCCUAACGAUAGGUUGUAUACUGGUGAUGGCUGAAGAAUUUUCAAUUCUACCAACGUUCUUGCAGAAGAGCUCUUCAACACUGGUGCACGAUCGAAAGAGUCGUACAUUGUUUGUUUGUAUAACGAUUAUCCUGAUGUCGGCAGCAUGUUCCAUGGGAUUAAUCAUGUGUAACCUGAAUGAACAUCAAACAAACGGAAAAUCCAUGGCCAAAGAACCUGCCUACGCUUAUCUUCAAACGGCGGGAUCCAAACAAGAGGUUCAACUCAAUCUAACAGUAACAGCAACCAUAAACCAAAACAUGAUCUACAAUUCGAAUCACGUUGUAAACGUUGACUUGGAAGCUUUACUGAACGAACACAACAUCCCAGUAACAGACCCAGAUGAACCUGCAGUAUUGAACAUUCCUGGUGGCUACAAAGCGUAUACUUUAAACACAACUAAUCAAGACCUACCCAUCGAUCUUCCAACCACAAAAAUUCCACCUCAUCCCGUUUCUUCCCCGGAUGCCACACAACCUGUGUGUGUCCACCCCGAAUACGUCGUCUUCACCUGGGUUCUCUGCUUAAUAUCGCUGGCCACAGCCCUAAAACUGUAUUACCUGGUCAAAACCUUCAUGGCCAUCGUAAUGGUAGCCUGCUACUCGAUCCUGAUUCUACUAGUCUUCAACGAGGUGUUCGAAACCUACGACACCCAGUUCAUGCAAGCCAGCGGUAUGCCUCUGGCAGCUCAGAUGAUGAUUCUACUCGGGGUCUUCCUAACCAUGGUAACCUAUCACGCCCGGCUAGUCGAGGUAACCUCUCGGCUAGACUUUAUCUGGAAAGAACAGGCCGAAAAGGAGCUCUCGAACAUGAAGUCCAACCGGCACCUCAACGACCUGCUGAUCAAGAACAUUCUACCGGAUCACGUGGCUUCCUACUACCUUUCGGAGGAACGAACCGACGAACUGUACGCGCAGAUGCACGAGCUUUGCGGAGUGAUGUUCGCCUCGAUUCCCAACUUCAAAGACUUCUACUCGGAGGACAUUGAAAACGGAAAGGCCUGCAUCCGUAUUCUGAACGAAAUCAUUUCGGACUUUGAUUCGCUGCUUGAGGAGGCUCGCUUUGCCACCGUUGAGAAGAUCAAAACCGUUGGAGCCACCUACAUGGCUGCGUCGAAUCUUCGGUGUGGUAAUAAGGCCGUAGUAGACGAACAGGACGAAGAAGCUGUCUGUGAUUUGGUCGAAUUCGCAUUGGCUAUGCGGCAGAAGCUGCAAGAGGUCAACAAGGAUGCCUUCAAUACGUUCCAGCUUCGGGUUGGCAUCAGUAGUGGCCCACUGGUUAGUGGAGUUAUCGGAGCUCGGAAGCCUGUGUACGACAUUUGGGGUAACACGGUAAACGUGGCGUCUCGAAUGGACUCCACGGGUGAGAACUGGAAAGUCCAAGUCCCGGACUACACUGCGCAGCUUUUGCAGACCAAAGGGUAUACUUGUGUGCAACGUGGCGAGGUCAACGUCAAAGGCAAGGGGCUAAUGAUGACCUACUGGGUCCUGGGGAAGAACGUUUCCGCUAGUCAAUUAACGUCUCCGGCCUUGAUGCCUGCCGGUGUACCACAGGUUACGACACCCUCGUUGCAACGGCAAACUUCGCAGCAUAGCUCACUAGCGGCGGUAGUUUUCGGGAUGAUGCAAGCCUCCAAAAGAAGCAAUCUCAACACAACACCCAACGCAACGCCCUCGCCGAGGUCGCGGUUCGGGCGACGGGGAAGCACAUUCAGCUCGGUGAGGCUGAACCAUCAGAAGGCAGCGCAGUCUAAUAAUCCGAUUCGGAGGAACACGACCCGGGUGCGGGGCCGUAGCUACACUAUGAAGAAGCCCACGAUACCGCAUUCACCUUCGAUCCCGAUACCACAGCCCAUCUGCAGCGGUUCCAGCCCCGAAAAUAUUGUGAUACCAUCCUUCCGGCAGCUGCAUCCGAACAACGUGAAAGAGGAACAAACUGGAGUGUAGAGACAGGGCGAGGGAGGCGCCUUUAUCGUUUGGGAAAAUCCACCGGCCAGCGGCACCCAUGUGGCCGAAUCAUCUGGGAACUGAGUUAGUUAAGCGAAAAAAACUGUGAGAAUAAGUUUAGGAAAGUUAUAGAAAGACGGAUUAAUCGAAUGAGGAUUCCAGCUGUUAGAAAACUCUUCUAAGACCAUCUUCAAUUUUUUUAUUAUAGUAAACUGUCAUACAGUCAUCUUCUACGUUUUCACGGUUUUAGCAGAUAGUUGAAAUUUCGACUUAUAGUUUCAACAAAACUUAUUUUUUUCCUAAGUUUGAACUGUCAUAAACGCGUCAACGGAAUCCGUCUCAAAAGCUAGUCUUGCAGUGAAAUUCCUUUUAACUAAGUCCUCACAUCAUUGCUGUUUUAACUAAAACUGUGAAAGAUUGUAUGAAAAAAUAAGUUUUAGCCAAAUAAAAAUCUAGUCAAUGAACCUUCCCAUCUUUUGAAAGAACGAAAACAGAAACCGUACCAAAAGUUAUGCACAAAUUUGGUAUUCGUCAGUCUGAGAAUAAGCCAAACAGAAUACUGUUUUGAAAGAUUGCACAAGUAAAAUCUAUUACAAUUUACGAUAAAAAGAAAAUCAAUUGAAUCAAAGACAUUUUUAAACUAAACUAUUAACUUAAAUUCACUAAAAGCAAAAAAAAAUCCUUUGUAUUUGUACUUAAAACAAAAUAGUUGCAAUGCAAACUAAACCAGUUAGAAGUAAGAAGUAGAUCGAAAUCAAACGGAAACAAAAUAAGUAGAGAAAACAAUACACCUAAAUGUGAUUCUAAACGUGAACUUUAUCUUUCGGUUCAAGUUCUUACACUACUAUACAUUACAUUAUGAUUGAAGAAAUCUACUUGUGUCGAAGGAAAAGUUUAGACUAAAGUGUUUUGUCAGAUAUGACAGGAAAAUAAAUCAGAACGAGAAAGUGCGGUACUGUUAAACUGGAUAAAAAAAUGUUAUGCCAAAAUUGUGGAAUAAAAGAA